This is a messenger RNA of Ramularia collo-cygni, 1749 nucleotides long. RefSeq names its product probable peptide transporter PTR2. Bases 1 to 1749 code for a protein of 582 amino acids. The transcript has 4 exons. Gene Ontology annotation, molecular function: dipeptide transmembrane transporter activity. The record is from RefSeq and is a predicted model, not a curated record. Lineage: Eukaryota; Fungi; Ascomycota; Dothideomycetes; Mycosphaerellales; Mycosphaerellaceae. Gene Ontology annotation, biological process: transmembrane transport. Gene Ontology annotation, cellular component: membrane.
AUGUCGUCGACGCGUGAAUCUUCGUCGAUUGACGACCACCCGGAGAAGGGCGCUCACACUGCCUACCAUGACCCCAUCCAGAUGGUCGGCUCUUAUGAGGGCAAGCCAACCGAGGAGGAAUUGAAGACUCUUCGUCGUGUACCUGGAAAGGUUCCCACAGUCGCCUACAUGCUGUGUAUUGUGGAGUUCUGCGAACGCGCUUCGUACUACGGUGUUACGGGAGUCAUCAGCAACUUUGUCAACCGUCCGCUCCCGGAAGGCGGCAAUGGAUGGGGUGCACCACCCACUGGAACUCAGCAGACUGCCGGCGCUCUAGGCAUGGGUCCUUCUACUGCGAACGCCGUGAACCAGUCCUUCAAGAUGUUGGUCUAUGCUCUUCCUUUGGUGUUUGGAUGGCUCGCCGAUUGCAAGACUGGACGCUGGAAAAUGAUUUGCUGGGGUAUCGCAGUCUGCGGUGUCUCUCACGUAUUGAUGGUUGGCUCUGCUGCCAAAGGUCUAUUGGAGGCUGGUACCGCCAAGGCUCCCUUCUUCAUCUCUCUAUAUCUCCUUGCUCCAGGAGCUGCCAUGUUUAAACCCAACGUUUCUCCCCUCCUUCUCGAUCAGAUGACUACAACUGUUCCUACGGUUAUCACCACUAAAUCUGGCGAGCGAGUUAUUGAGGACCCAGAAGCGACCACCGAGAAAGUCGUACUCUGGUUUUAUCUGCUCAUCAACAUUGGUGGUUUCAUGGGAGUCGCUACAACCUACGCCGAGAAGUACGUCGGCUUUUGGCUCGCGUACGUGCUACCUCUGAUCCUGUACCUGCCACUCCCCCUACUCCUAUGGUUCCUCUACAAGCGCGUGGUCCUCCACCCACCUGGUGGCAGUGACCUUGGAAACGUGUUCCGAGUCCUUGGUAUCUGUCUCAAAAAUGGAGGCCUCAUGAAAAUUGGUCGACAUGGCUUCUGGGAAUCUGCGAAGCCAUCUGUCAUCGCUGCCAGGGGUCAGACCAUCUCAACAAGUUGGAAUGACCAGUUCGUCGAGGACGUUCGUCGCACAUUCCAGGCAACCGGAAUCUUCUGCUUCUUCCCAAUCCAGUACCUGAACGACAACGGUAUUGGCGAGGCUGCUGGCUACCUGACAACCAUGCUGAGGACAAGCGGUGUACCGAACGAUGUCAUCAGCAACUUCAACUCCCUCAGCAUCAUCCUCUUCAUGCCCGUUCUGAACUUUGGUCUCUACCCACUUCUCCGCAAGAUGAAAAUCCACUAUGGCCCGGUCGCCCGUAUCACCACUGGUCUCGCCCUAUCAACGCUCGGAGGCGUUGGUUACACCGUUCUAAACGCCAAGGCCUACCAAUUGGGACCCUGCGGUCGCUUUGGUUCCACUGGCCAGUGUGAGAUUGGCGAGGGUGUCGCACCAAUAACCAUCUGGUGGGCUGCUCUUCCAUACGCUCUCGGCGGUAUCUCCGAGCUUUUUGUCAACGUGCCUGCGUACGGCAUUGCUUACUCCCGUGCCCCUGUCAACAUGAGAGGUCUGGUCUCCGCCAUCAACCUCUUCAGCACCGCUUUCGCAUACGUAAUCGGUCUUGCUUGCUCUGCUGUGAUCAAGGACCCAUAUCUCACCUGGGACUUUGGCGGUUGCGCCAUCGCCGGCGGUAUUCUCACCGUUGUCUUCUGGUUCACCUUCAAGCACAUCGAUCAGGAGGAGUACGUCCUGUCAACGAACACCGACUACAAUAAUGAUUUCACGGGCACCAUCGCGCCGUAG